Molecule: messenger RNA, 1902 nt
Organism: Talaromyces marneffei
Lineage: Eukaryota; Fungi; Ascomycota; Eurotiomycetes; Eurotiales; Trichocomaceae
Exons: 3
Coding region: 1-1902 (633 amino acids)
Biological process (GO): tRNA processing
Molecular function (GO): ligase activity, forming carbon-nitrogen bonds; ATP binding
Source: RefSeq, a predicted model, not a curated record
AUGGCCCUGCCCUUCAAAUAUGGCAUCUCCGCACCUGUAUCGACACAACAAUUUUUCAAGAGCUUCCGAGAAGCAUGGACAAAUAUCCUGCCGCGAUAUCAGCGCGCGCCGGUGAAUCAUAUACCGCGCCGAAUAGGCAUCGCGGUCAGUGGCGGGCCUGAUUCCAUGGCUCUGGCAUAUCUCUGUCGACAAUUGCAGAUCACUCGGCCAGAGCUCAACUUGGACGUGAAAGCGUUUGUGGUUGAUCACAAGUUUCGCGAGGAAAGUACCGAAGAGGCACACAUGGUUACAAAAUGGUUAUCGAAUUUGGAUAUUCAAUCAGAGGUCUUAACUCUAGACUGGCUACCGGGGGAAUCCCCCAAAAAGCAAAUGGCAUUUGAAACCCUUGCUCGCACAAAACGCUAUCAAGCAUUGGGAAUAGCAUGCCUCGAAAACCGCCUCAACACUUUGUUAAUUGGUCACCAUCUGGACGACAACGUCGAAACUGGACUACUAAGGAUGACACCUACAGCCCAACUCGAAGGAUUAGCUGGUAUAGCGCCGGUGGCACGUAUCCCCGAAUGUCACGGAUUAUGGGGCGUAUCUGAAAGCGGAAGCAUCGAAACGAUACGCGGUCGACAGCGAAGCUUCGAAUUCGAUCUCAAGGAAGGUAAAAUGACUCAUUUCUCCACAGUGGAUUGGAAAUUUGAUAUGACCACUGGGGGCGUAUUGCUGUGUCGACCUUUGCUACCGUUUUAUAAGUCAAGUAUUCUGGAAACGUGUCGGGAAGCCAAAGUGCCAUACGUCACGGAUCCGACGAAUUCGGAUCCUACGCUCACUAUCAGAAAUACGAUUAGAAACCUGCUUGCGUCGGACAAGUUACCGCGCGCCCUUAGACCUGCUUCGAUGAGUACGUUUUUGGCGAAUAAUCGUGUGUCGCUACUCGACAUCAUGAGUGAGACGGAUAAACUCCUUCGGGAUUGUCAGCUACUGAAAUUUUAUCCAAAUACUUCGACGAUGGAAGUCAUGUUCCCCACGCUCCCUAUUCAUUCGUCAGAUGCGCAAAAUUAUCGGAUCCUCGCCGCUGCGCUUCGGCGUAUAGUCAAUAUAAUCACUCCGCGCCCGGAAGUGAAAAACCAAGCUCUCAGACUCUACGAAAGAUUUGCGCACGAAAUCUUCACGGGUCAGCAAAGAAACGAUUUCACAGUUGCAGGCGUUCACUUCCGUCUACAGGAAUCACCCAAUAAUAAAGAUACGGGUGUCCUAUUCGACAAUAUCUGGCACAUAUCGCGAACACCGUUCAUGGCGGGCACAGAGCCCAUACUCGAAAUCGAUAAUUUGAGUGAUGAAUGGUCCACCCCAGUACUGUGGGAUAAUCGAUAUUGGUUCCAGUUCCGAUUCAAUCGAGAGUCCGCUUCUGACCCUAAUGACCCUUUGAAGGCCGGUUCUGCAGAUGGCGCAGAACGUCCUUCUGCUCAUUCUGCAGAAGAACUUGCGAGCCUUCAAUCCUUGAACCCGCGCAUCACAAUCCGUCCCCUCGAAAAGAAGGACAUGGCCUUCGUAAACUUCUACCUGAAAACCAUGAAGAGAAACUACGAAUUCGCGAAAUGGGCGCCUCGAAAUUCUCGCUUCACGAUACCCGUCAUCACGACCAGCACACUUCUACCGACAACCGAAAACCAGAACAAUAAAAAAAGGAAAAAGAGAAGGAUCUCUAUCUUGAAAAUUCGAGGCAAUGUUCCGCAAGAAGGGUACAUUGGGUUACCAACGUUGAAUUUAAUGGAUAUGGAUGUGGAUGGGGAGAUUGGGUUCAAGGUUCAGUGUCGCUGGUCGUAUAAGAAUGUUGAUACGGAGGCGUUGAAGAUGAUGGGUUGGUUGGCGGAGGAUCAGAAGAAGGUUGCUGGGUAUCAUGGCCAUUUUUGA